Rhipicephalus microplus (southern cattle tick) is the source of this 189-nucleotide messenger RNA. RefSeq names its product protein Q300-like. NCBI's taxonomy places the organism in Eukaryota, Metazoa, Arthropoda, Arachnida, Ixodida, Ixodidae. The record is from RefSeq and is a predicted model, not a curated record.
AUGUAUCUGCUGUGCAGGUAUGUGUGUGUAUGUGUGUCUGUAUGUGUGUUUAUGUAUGUGUAUGAAUGUGUGUGUGCGUGUGUGCGUGCGUGUGCGUGUGUGUGCGUGUAUGUAUGUGUGUGUGUGAACGGGGAGGGAGCUAAGGAGCUGUCCCUUUCUGGGGCCGUGUUUGCACAGAAGGAGCUCUGA